This is a messenger RNA of Saccostrea echinata, 487 nucleotides long. RefSeq lists its product as uncharacterized. Lineage: Eukaryota; Metazoa; Mollusca; Bivalvia; Ostreida; Ostreidae. Bases 48 to 350 code for a protein of 100 amino acids. The record is from RefSeq and is a predicted model, not a curated record. The transcript is spliced from 6 exons.
GCAACCGGGUUUGAUUAUUGAUAAACAGGGUAAAGGUAAAUCAGAAGAUGAAAGCCAUUUUUUCUCUUGCUGUCCUCUCAGUUACAAUCCUAAUUAUAGACGGAGAACAUGACAAACUGUUGAAGCCUCCGAAAAAUUUCAGAAAUGGGUCUUCAAAGAUAAACGUGUCUCCAUUGCUCAGAAAAAUCAGAAGUUCUACUUUGGAGCAAGAACUUUUUCCGGCAUCUGAUAACAAACAAAGUGAUGCAUCUGAUGAUGAAAUUGGAGCCAAAUUAAUGGACGAUUUCAUAUAUUUUCUAACAUUAAAAGAUUCAGGACUGCUUGAUAUGUGCCUAUCAUUUCGAAAAUGACGACAACGACCAAAAUUUUAAAGAGGACAAACAAGCCAAAAUAUGUCAAUGUGUGAAGAGUUUGCUUCAAAAUAUACUUUAAUUUGAUUGUGGAUUUUAUUAUGGUUUUUUGUCAGUUAAAAUAAUUAAGGUUUAUU